This is a messenger RNA of Clarias gariepinus (North African catfish), 1873 nucleotides long. It is a transcript of the gene nasp, whose product is annotated as nuclear autoantigenic sperm protein (histone-binding). Gene Ontology annotation, biological process: CENP-A containing chromatin assembly; DNA replication-dependent chromatin assembly. The coding region runs from base 105 to 1706 and encodes 533 amino acids. The transcript is spliced from 15 exons. Gene Ontology annotation, cellular component: nucleoplasm. Gene Ontology annotation, molecular function: histone binding. The record is from RefSeq and is a predicted model, not a curated record. Lineage: Eukaryota; Metazoa; Chordata; Actinopteri; Siluriformes; Clariidae.
GUGAAGACAGCAUCCGUAUUUAAACGCGGUUUGAUUCUGAAUCGGUCCUGUGCGAGUCUGCCAUUUUCUCCUGGGUUUAUUCGGUGUAAAUUAAGUUGUUGAAGAUGCCGGAGGAAACCGCUGUUGCUUCUUCGACCAGUGAAGCUGUUGAAGAGAAACCUUGCUCAUCAUCCAGUACUGCUGAGAGUUCUGUGGAUGUGGCUGAAGAGGCGAAGAAGCUGAUUGGCACUGGGAACAGACACCUGGUCAUGGGAGAUGUUGUUUCGGCAGUCAGUGUGUUUCAGGAGGCUUGUGGCAUGCUAGCUGAGAAAUUCGGUGACACUGCGGAUGAAUGUGGAGAGGCGUUUUUCUUGUGUGGGAAGUCCUUGCUGGAGCUUGCCAGGAUGGAGAACUCUGUCUUGGGUAACGCUUUGGAGGGAGUCCCGGAGGAAUCCUCGGAGGAGGGCGAGAAGCAGAAUGAUUCAAAGAUCGAGAGUGCAGAAAACUUGGAUGAGGAAGCCAGAGAUGAGCUCCGAGAACAGGUUUAUGAUGCCAUGUCUGAGAAGAACAAUUCUCAGGAAGGGGAGCAAAAAAUGGACAAGGAGAACAAAGACGUCAAGGAAGAUGCCAAGAAAGAGGGUGCUGCUGAUGUACAGGAAACCAAAUCCACAGAAAAACUCCCCAAAAGUGAAGAGCAGUCUGCUGCAAAGUCUGAGUCGGACAAAGAUGGUUCCUUAAAACAGGAAGAAGCUGUGGUUACAAAAGAGGGAGAGGAGGAUGCUGAGAAAGAUGUUGAGCAAUCGGAAGAGCAGAGUGGGAAUGAAGAACAGGAGGAGGCUAUGGAGGAAGAUGCUGGAGAUGAUGACGACGAUGAUGACGAUGAUGACGAUGAGGAAGCAGAUGCCAAUGCAGAAGAUAAGGAGGAGGAAGAUGUGGGAAAUCUCCAGUUGGCAUGGGAGAUGUUGGAAGUGGCUAAAGUGAUUUACAAAAGAAAGGAAAGCGAAGAGGACCAGCUAAUGGCGGCACAGAUCUUCUUGAAACUUGGCGAAGUUGGUGCGGAAUCUGGUAACUACAGCCAAGCUCUGGAGGACUUCCAGGAGUGCUUAGCUAUACAGCUGAAGCAUCUUCCUUCUCAUAGUCGUCUGCUGGCAGAGACUCACUACCAGCUGGGCACAACUUUUAGUUACACAGGCCAAUACACCCAGGCCAUCCAGCACUUCAACAAUUCCAUCAAAGUCAUCGAGAGUCGCCUGGCCAUGCUUCAGGAAGUAAUUGAAAAAACAGAAGGCACAGAAGGAGCAACAGAGGAAAAGCGUGAACUCGAGGAGCUGAAGCAACUGUUGCCAGAAAUUUCCGACAAGGUGGAAGAUGCAAAGGAAAGCCAGCGCACAGCUUCUGCAGCAUCUGAAGCGAUUCACCAGACCCUGGGAGGGGCAUCUACAUCCUCGGGAUUUGCAGCUGAAAAUGGCAGCUCAUCUACAGCCACCCCGAUUGCAGUUAAGCCUGCUGAUGGUGCAUCCUCUUCAAAAUCUGCAUCGGAUAUCUCCCAUUUAGUCCGUAAAAAGAGGAAACCAGAAGACGAGAGCCCAAAAAAGGACAGUGAUGCUAAAAAGGUCAAACAGGAGACCACAGUUAAUGGCAGCGCCGACUCUGCCAGCAACAGCAAUGGAGUCCAGGAGAAAAUGGAGCAGGAGGCUGUGAAUUCCUCUGCAGAAGCCACUGCGUGAUUUGAUCUUUCUAAACUGCCCACUGAUCUUCCAACCAGCACAGCAUGCCUGCCUCAAUUCUCUUCAUGAACAGCAUUGUGUUUUGUAAAUAGAACAUUUACCCCCCUUUUUCUGUGUCUGUCCAAAUUUUGUAUUGUAAAUUUUCAAUAAAUAUUUGCAUACGUCAA